Molecule: messenger RNA, 3027 nt
Organism: Apodemus sylvaticus (European woodmouse)
Lineage: Eukaryota; Metazoa; Chordata; Mammalia; Rodentia; Muridae
Gene: Armcx1
Product: armadillo repeat containing X-linked 1
Exons: 5
Coding region: 578-1966 (462 amino acids)
Cellular component (GO): mitochondrion
Molecular function (GO): protein binding
Source: RefSeq, a predicted model, not a curated record
CUCACGUGAGCCGAAGCCUACGUGUGCAGACCUCCUUCUACCUUAGUGUUAGCUCUCUGUGUUAUUGCUGAGAGCUGGCAGGCCAGCUGCGGAAGGAGGAGGAGAAGCUCCAGUUUUCCCGUACUUGCUGGGCCCGCCCCCAGUCCUGCGCUUCCAGAGGGGUGUGGUUUUUGCUGGGAAAAUGGCCGACCACCGCAAGAAGGAGUGCCAGGAUGUAGCCCUAUAGCACCAGGGCUUUGUCAGCGGAGUCCAGAGAACUGGGGACAGGGUGCCUGUAUCUGUGCAUCUCGCUCCUGAAGACCAGUAUAAAUUGAGAAGCAGAGAAGGGAGGAAAUAUUUCCAGAAUCAAAUGUGCAAGAGGCUGGAAAGGAAGAAGGAACUACUUGGAUUUCUGAGGGUGUAUGUGAGAGUGUCUCUGUGACCCUGACUCAGGACAUCUGCAAGGGUGUCACUGUUUCUGCUGUUGUAGCUGCUCCUUACCUGCAGAAUCUGAAGACUUUGCCCCUGGCCUGAGAAUAUUCUGGACCAGAACAAGCCAGCUCUGUGUCCAGGUUAAGGGAUUCACCCCAGCUGUACCAUGGGACGCACCCGGGAAGCUGGAUGUGUCGCUGCAGGCAUGGUCAUUGGAGCUGGUGCCUGCUACUGUGUAUACAGACUGACCUGGGGAAAAGAUGAGAAUGAGAAGUUGUGGGAUAAUGAAGAUGAGGAGGAGGAAGAAGAGAAGGGAAAGUCUUGUAGUGGCAAACGAGAAAUUGGGGGCAAAACUGAGAAAGAACUUAAGACUAGUGUUGGGGUGGGGGCAGGAGCUAAACCUCAAGGUUACUCAAAGGCCAAAGUUGAGGCGAAUGUGGGGCCUGAGAAUGGUCCAGGUGUAAAGAAGGAAGUGCACCCAGAAUCCCAGAGUGGGGGUGGCCUAGAGGCUAAGGCCAAGGCCCUUUUCAAGAUCUUAAAGGAACAGGCAAGUGCAAAGGCAGGCAGAGGCAUAAGGCUUCCUAACAUCUCUAGGAAUAGGACGGUGGUAUCAAGUUUGCCCUGCCCAGGAGGCAGGGGUGGAGGCUGCCACCCGGGAAGGACUGGCUCUAGGGCUAGGAACAGGACGAGUGGGAAAGUCAAGAGAAAGAACCGAAGCAAGAGCAACAAGGCUCCAGCCACAACAUGGCCUGUACGUAAGGGCAAGUUCAACUUUCCCUAUAAAAUUGAUGAUAUUCUGAGUGCCCCUGAUCUUCAAAAGGUCCUUAACAUCCUGGAGAGAACAAAUGACCCUUUUACUCAGGAAGUAGCAUUGGUCACACUGGGUAACAAUGCAGCGUAUUCAUUUAAUCAAAAUGCCAUCCGUGAAUUGGGUGGGGUCCCAAUUAUUGCAAAACUGAUAAAAACAAGAGACCCCAUUAUUAGGGAAAAGACUUACAAUGCUCUUAAUAACUUGAGUGUUAAUUCUGAAAAUCAGGGCAAGAUUAAGACUUAUAUCAGUCAAGUGUGUGACGAUACCAUGGUUUGUCGCUUGGACUCAGCCGUCCAAAUGGCUGGAUUAAGGCUCCUAACCAACAUGACUGUGACUAAUCACUACCAACAUUUGCUUUCUUAUUCUUUCCCAGAUUUCUUUGCUUUGUUAUUCCUGGGAAAUCACUUCACAAAGAUACAGACUAUGAAGCUAAUUAUAAAUUUUACUGAAAACCCAGCCAUGACAAGAGAGUUGGUCAGUUGUAAAGUACCAUCAGAAUUGAUUUCUCUCUUUAAUAAAGAAUGGGAUAGAGAGAUUCUUCUUAACAUUCUUACGCUCUUUGAAAAUAUAAAUGAUAACAUAAAAAGUGAAGGGCUUGCAUCAUCCAGGAAAGAAUUCAGCAGAAGCUCACUCUUUUUCUUAUUUAAAGAGUCUGGAGUAUGUGUGAAGAAAAUCAAAGCAUUAGCAAAUCAUAAGGAUCUGGUGGUCAAAGUGAAAGUUCUAAAAGUCUUAACCAAGUUAUAAUUGGAGAUCUGUUCCAAACAACACGGAUGUGAUGUUUCUUAAGUUUGCACGUGGGAACAAUGCAUUUUGUAAAUUCUUAGGUUUUCAUUGCGCUUGUGUAGCAAAGGGAUCCUUUGAGCUGCUAUUUAGGAAUAAUGAAUAUCACAGAGCAUCAACAGCCAUUGAUGCUGGCUUUAGACUGAGCCACUUUAAGUAUGCCAAAUAUAAGAGCUUGCACAAAGAAAACAUUUACUAAUUCAACUUGCUACUUAGGUUGAGAUAUUUUUAUUGUUUAGCUAAACUGACAGUGAAGUAACUAUGUCAUAAAUAAGCUAUACUUUUGUAUUGAUUUAAAUUUGUUCGUCUAAGAGUUGUGCUUUAUCAAUAAAGUUAUGUUUAGGCAGAAGAAAAAAAGCACUGUCUUUGUCCUUGGGCUCAGGAUCUGUUUGGAGAUGCCAUAUCUGAAAAUACUUAAAUUUAAAGUCUGUGUAAGUUUAUAAAAUCUGUAAGAGUCAUUGGGCACUGCUGGUACGUGUCUCUAAUCUCAGCAUUUGGGAGGCAGAAGCAGGCGGAUCUUUAUGAGUUCAAACCCAGCCUGGUCUUCAGAGCGAAUUACAGGACAGCUAAGGCUAUACAGAAACAUUCUGUCUCAAAAAAAUAAACAAACAAAUCUGGAAGAGUUUCUAGUCACCCAUGGAUGCUUCCUAUCAGUGCUUAGAGGCAGCAGAAACUAUUGUAUACAAUAAUGUCCAGGGAAUGGUUUUUAGAGAAGGGGAACUUAAGGAGGCUGUGCUUGAAGAAUAAGAUAAAAAAGGCCAGAAGGUUAUUGAGGGUGGAUUGGUGGGAGAAAAGCCUAGAGGUGCGGAUACAGCUUCAGAGAGAAUGUUGAUGAGCCUGUGUCUGUUUAAAGAGGAGACCCUUAUAUACCAAUUCAUAAAAAGUUAAUGGGAUUGACAGGUUACUUAGAUGGAUUCUUACAAUUUUCUGAACUGUCACAGAAUAUCACAAAAACCAAAAGCAUGUGCAGAUGCUGUUGAACCUGACAACUUUAAUCAUCAAUGCCAUGAAUUUUUGUUUGGAAC